This is a messenger RNA of Astyanax mexicanus (Mexican tetra), 863 nucleotides long. RefSeq names its product protein tyrosine phosphatase mitochondrial 1 (gene ptpmt1). Lineage: Eukaryota; Metazoa; Chordata; Actinopteri; Characiformes; Acestrorhamphidae. The transcript has 4 exons. Bases 39 to 689 code for a protein of 216 amino acids. Gene Ontology annotation, molecular function: phosphatidylinositol-4,5-bisphosphate 5-phosphatase activity; phosphatidylglycerophosphatase activity; protein tyrosine/serine/threonine phosphatase activity. Gene Ontology annotation, biological process: protein dephosphorylation. The record is from RefSeq and is a predicted model, not a curated record.
CGGCUCCGCCAGUAGUCGCAGUGCAUGAUGGGAGACGCAUGGGCAGCGGGUGUAGAGAGCCUGCUCCGCGGGCUGAAUGUCAGACAGAGGCAGUUUUAUGGAGCAUGUCCUGUUUCAGAUUAACUAGAAGCAUGUCGGGUGUUUUAGCGCGGGUCCUGUUCUACCCCACUCUCGCCUAUAACGUGGUGAUGGAGCGGGUCUCCUCCAGGCGGUGGUUUAACCGCGUGGAUCAGACUGUGAUUCUCGGAGCGCUGCCGUUCAGAUCCAUGACCCAGGAGCUGGUUAACAUGGAAAAUGUUAAAGGAGUGAUAACCAUGAACGAGGAAUAUGAGACUAAGUUCUUCUGUAAUUCAGAGGCGGAGUGGAGGGCAGCAGGUGUUGAGCAGAUCAGACUCAGCACAGUGGACCUAACAGGAGUUCCCAGUCUGGAGCACAUCCACCAGGGUGUAGAUUUUGUUAUGAAGCACCGUGAGAACGGGACCAGCGUCUACAUCCACUGUAAAGCAGGUCGCUCCCGCAGUGCCACAAUGGCAGCUGCAUACCUCAUCAGGAUACAUUGCUGGAGUCCAGAGAAGGCGUGUAGCAUGCUGGCAGAGGUCCGGCCGCAUAUCCUGGUCCGCUCUGCUCAGCUUGACAUUCUAAAGAAGUACCACCAACAAGUGUGUGCAUCAGGACCAAACUGUGUAUAGCACAAAAUACUGUGUUAAAGAGGCUUUCUGAAAUAUGUUUAACUGUGUACAUAGGCAGUAUGUUUUAACUUUAUAAACCAUGCACAGAAGUGCAAAACCAUGUAAUGUAUGAUAUCUUAUUAUAUGAUACAGGAAAACUUUUGUUAUAAAUAAAUUAAGCUGCUUUCCUAUUGA